AUGAGUGAAUGUCCCGUUGCACACAAGAAGAGCAAUGUUGCUGGUGGUGGCACCCGCAACACUGACUGGUGGCCCAACUCCUUGAAGCUGGGGAUCCUCCGCCAGCACACUGAUGCCACCAACCCCCAGAGCAAGGACUUUGAUUAUGCUGCCGCUUUCAAGACCCUUGACUACUGGGGUCUCAAGAAAGACCUCAAUGCCCUUAUGACUGAUUCCCAAGAGUUCUGGCCGGCUGACUUUGGUCAUUAUGGUGGUCUUUUCGUCCGAAUGGCAUGGCAUAGCGCCGGCACAUACCGAGUCUUUGAUGGACGCGGUGGUGGUGGCCAGGGCCAGCAGCGCUUUGCACCAUUGAACUCUUGGCCCGAUAAUGUCUCCCUUGAUAAGGCACGCCGAUUGCUUUGGCCCAUCAAGCAGAAGUACGGCAACAAAAUCUCUUGGGCUGAUCUUUUCCUUCUGACUGGCAAUGUUGCCCUGGAAUCUAUGGGCUUCAAGACGUUCGGAUUUGCUGGAGGACGCCCCGAUGUCUGGGAAGCCGAUGAGUCAGUGUACUGGGGAAGCGAGAAUGUUUGGUUCACCAAUGCGGCUCGCUACGAGGCCGAGACUCCAGAGGAGAAGUCCAAGCAGAGCGAUAUCAAGACUCGUGAUCUAGAGGAUCCGCUGGCUGCUGUCGUCAUGGGUUUGAUUUAUGUUAAUCCUCAAGGUCCCGAUGGAAACCCCGACCCUAUCGCUGCUGCCCGAGAUAUCCGUAUCACAUUUGCUCGUAUGGCUAUGAAUGAUGAAGAGACCGUCGCCUUGAUUGCUGGCGGUCACACUUUCGGUAAGACGCACGGUGCUGCUGCCGCCGAUAAUGUCGGAAAGGAGCCCGAAGCUUCUGGCAUCGAGUCACAGGGUCUCGGAUGGCACAACAAGCACGGCUCCGGAGUCGGCACCCAUGCUAUCACCAGUGGCUUGGAGGUGACAUGGACCAGGACCCCCACCAAGUGGAGCAACCAGUUCUUCGAAUAUCUGUUCAGGUACGACUGGGAGCUGACCAAGAGUCCCGCUGGUGCCAACCAAUGGGUCGCCAAGGAUGCGGACGAUAUUAUUCCCGAUGCAUUCGACUCCAGCAAGAAGCACAGACCUCAGAUGCUGACCACCGAUCUUUCUCUGCGUUAUGAUCCCGCCUACGAGAAGAUCUCUCGUCGUUUCCUUGAGAACCCUAACGAGUUUGCUGAUGUAUUUGCUCGUGCCUGGUUCAAGCUGCUGCACCGUGACAUGGGCCCUCGCGCUCGCUGGUUGGGCCCUGAGAUCCCCAAGGAGCUUCUUCUCUGGGAAGACCCCAUUCCUGCUCCCACUCAUGCACUGAUUGACAACGGGGAUAUCGUUGCCCUGAAGAAUGAGAUCCUCAAUUCCGGUAUUGAGCCUACCAAGUUGAUUGCCACUGCCUGGGCAUCGGCUUCUACCUUCCGUGGUGGUGAUAAGCGCGGAGGCGCCAACGGCGCGCACAUUCGUCUCGCUCCCCAGAAGGACUGGGAUGUCAACAACCCCGCUCAAUUGCAGGAAGUCCUCGGCGUUUUGGAGAACAUCCAAAGCCGCUUCAACAGCGCUCAGAAUGGCGAGAAGCGUGUCUCAGUAGCCGAUCUCAUCGUCCUUGCUGGAGGUGCCGCCAUCGAGCGAUCCUCGGGCAUUCCUGUCCCCUUCACACCUGGCCGCAACGAUGCCAUUCAGGAACAAACCGACGUCGACUCUUUCAGCUGGCUCCGACCUUUCGCCGAUGGCUUCCGCAACUACGGAAACUCGACUCGCCGUGUGCGCACUGAGCAACUCCUCGUUGACAAGGCUCAGCAGCUGACCCUUUCCGCGCCCGAGCUGACUGUCUUGAUCGGUGGUCUGCGUUCUCUAAACGCCAACUGGGACGGAUCCAACAACGGUGUCUUCACCUCCCGCCCCGGCCAGUUGAGCAACGACUUCUUUGUUAACUUGCUCGACAUGAACACUGUCUGGAAGCCCACCGGUGCUGACAGUGAAUACUUCGAGGGCUUCGACCGCAAGACUGGCGCUAAGAAGUGGUCUGCUACCCGUGUUGAUCUGAUCUUUGGUCACCACGCCGAGCUUCGUGCCAUUUCUGAGGUCUAUGGUAGCUCCGACGCCUCGGACAAGUUCAAGAAGGACUUCAUUGCUGCCUGGGAUAAGGUUAUGAACCUGGAUCGUUAUGAUGUCCCCUGCUUCCCCGUGACCGGCCGUCCUCGUCUGUGA
Molecule: messenger RNA, 2235 nt
Organism: Penicillium paradoxum
Lineage: Eukaryota; Fungi; Ascomycota; Eurotiomycetes; Eurotiales; Aspergillaceae
Gene: cat2
Product: bifunctional catalase-peroxidase Cat2
Exons: 4
Coding region: 1-2235 (744 amino acids)
Biological process (GO): cellular response to hydrogen peroxide; hydrogen peroxide catabolic process
Cellular component (GO): cytosol
Molecular function (GO): catalase activity; heme binding
Source: RefSeq, a predicted model, not a curated record